Molecule: messenger RNA, 873 nt
Organism: Galleria mellonella (greater wax moth)
Lineage: Eukaryota; Metazoa; Arthropoda; Insecta; Lepidoptera; Pyralidae
Exons: 4
Coding region: 175-873 (232 amino acids)
Source: RefSeq, a predicted model, not a curated record
AAUCCACUUUAACGUGAAAAUAUUCAAUGGAACAAAUUGAUUUUUCGAUAUUGUAUUUACUAGGAAAUAUGUUGCAAGAAUUAUACAAACGUUAGUGUAGAAAGAAUUAUGAUUUUUAUUAUAGUUUUUAUGAAUUAACUGCUUUACUUUUUUUUUUACAAUGUAUAUAAGACUAUGUUACAUUAUUGCGUCUUUAUAAUAGUAACCCUCUUCAUCCCGUUACCAACAAAUCAACAUUUUAUUUGGCCACUAAGCAUGUGUAUUCUGGCAGAUUUAUGUAAUCACACUUGGAUACCGGAAUGCGGCCGCGAGAGGGGUGAGAACGGAACGCUCAGACUCUUCACUGACAAAUGUGAUAUGUUGGAGUUCUCUUGCGAUAAUGAUAAACACUAUGAGUUACUAAAUUAUUCAGAUUGUUUUACUGGACCGGUUUCUUGCCCAACCGCCCUACCAUGCCCAUCUAAUCCCACUUGUCCUAACCACCAAGAACAUAAAAUGGGUCAACGUAAUUUAGUCAGAAAUCAACCUAGAAGAAUGGUAAGUUUACCAAUAAAGUCAUCUACUUUGCCAAUGUAUAUGCUGAAAGGCAAAAGAAGGUAUACCCCGAUACUAAAAAAGAGGAAAAUAAAGAGUAUUAUGAAGAAGGAGAUUCAAAAGUAUACGUCAAUGAUAAGAAAGAGAGGGUUCGUAAAAAAGAAAAUGUUUGUUACAAGAAGCACGUUGAUUAUUACAAGCAAUAAGAAAACAAUUGUACUGAGAAAAGAAUCAGUUAUAAGGAAUGGAAAGAAAUUACUUAAAGUUAUUAAAGGUAUUUCAACAACAGCAGCGACUGAAAAACCAGUAAAUUAUGAUUCUGAAUUUUUAGUAAAAUAA